Stegastes partitus (bicolor damselfish) is the source of this 2467-nucleotide messenger RNA. It is a transcript of the gene rnf122, whose product is annotated as ring finger protein 122. The transcript has 6 exons. NCBI's taxonomy places the organism in Eukaryota, Metazoa, Chordata, Actinopteri, Pomacentridae. Gene Ontology annotation, molecular function: ubiquitin protein ligase activity. The record is from RefSeq and is a predicted model, not a curated record. Gene Ontology annotation, cellular component: nucleus. The coding region runs from base 406 to 873 and encodes 155 amino acids. Gene Ontology annotation, biological process: ubiquitin-dependent protein catabolic process.
CUCACACAGAUGCUGCUGCUGGGUCAGUGUCAUGCCGUCUAUUAAUAAUAACACAGGCAGAGCAACCACAGCGAGGAGAAGCGAGGGGAGAUCCACGCCACCGUUUCUGCUUUUUGGCUCUGCGGAGACGAACCAGGGCGCGCACAAUGUGACAUAACCCCGCUGCGGCUCCAGCUACAAAAAAAAAAAACAACCCAAAACGCCCUUCAUCUACAUUUUUUUUUCUAUCCGUCUUUUACGACCUCUUCCCAGGUGCUUUUGUGUGGCUCACCUUUCACACAGCUGGCACACAGUCCCCAGCUCCACUCGUGCGCUCCGCUGCGGUCAUCCAUCGGCUCAGGCGGCUGCGGCUUGUUGGUAAACACGAAUCGGAUCCCGCCGGCAAGGACUCCCUCUGGUGCAUUGAUGCACCCGUUUCAGUGGUGUAACGGGUGCUUCUGUGGUCUGGGACUGGUUUACUCCAACAAGUCGUGCACCAUGCCGCCCAUCACCUUCCAGGACCUGCCCCUCAACAUCUACAUGGUGAUCUUUGGGACGGGCAUCUUCGUCUUCAUCCUGAGCCUCAUCUUCUGCUGUUAUUUCAUCAGCAAACUACGACACCAAGCCCAGAGUGAGCGGUUUGGAUACAGAGAGGUAGUUUUAAAAGGAGAUCCAAAGAAGCUGAGCCUUCACGGGCAGACGUGCGCCGUGUGUCUGGAGGACUUCAAAGUGAAAGACGAGCUGGGAGUGUUGCCAUGCCAACAUGCUUUCCACAGGAAGUGUCUGGUGAAGUGGCUGGAGGUGCGCUGCGUCUGCCCCAUGUGCAACAAGCCCAUAGCCGGCCCCCCGGAGCAGCACCACAGCAUAGGGACUCUGCUGGAUGAACUGGUGUAACCUCUGGACCCCCGCCAGCCCUGGUGGGGACGCCGGCGCUCGGCCAAACUAGCUGGUGUGAGUUAGUGACCAACAGGAGGAGGGACGCUGUUUUUGCUGUUAAAACACAUCAGCAAAUCGACAACAUGAUGAUGAUAAGUUGGGGUAACCUAGUUACCACCCGGAGGAAGACUCUGAAGGAUGCUGUUGCCUAGCAACAAUCUCCGUGAUGGCAACACGACACCUUGUAGUGUCUGAGAGAUUAUCUUCAGCCACCCACACAUCACUCCGCCACUCUUCUUUCAAGAUCCCCCCCCCUCCCCAACCUCUCCACCCGUUCCUUCACAUCUUCUCUUGUUGCCUCGAGUGAGGUUAAUAGCAGCGCUGAAGUGGAGGAGACGGGUUUUUUUUGUUGUUUCGCAGCGACGCGGACGAAUGAGUGUCGACUGAUGACAGCGCUCUGCAGGAGGCACCGAUCCCCUCUGAGUGUGUGACGGUGGGCACAGGCAUGAAAUAAUAAUAUCCACACUGGGGGCGAUUAGCGAAGCUCCUGUGUUAAAGUAACGACCUCUUCAGUUCUUUCAAAUGUGAAGAUUUGAGUCCAAUCCUCAGACGUUUAUAUUUCCUGCCGGCGGUUGCACAAGGUCGUUUUUUUUAGAGGUUAUCAAACAAACAGGUGAAGCUGGAGCUGUCUAGAAACAAACACCUGAAGAGAAUGAAUAGUGUACACGGGGUAAACUGCUGUAAACUGAAUUUUGAAAGAUUAAAUCACAAAAGUUCAUCAGCAGAACCUAAAUUAUUCAUAUUAGUGACGAGGUGCAGCUCGAGCUCUCGUCCACAUGCAGAAAUGUCUCGAUCAAGUCAGAACAACUGCAUUUUUUUUCCUGAUAUGAAAAACUCCACCCUGGUGCCCACCGGUACACCGAGACCAUGACUGUACAUGCUCCAUUUGUUUUCUUUCCACUGGGACGACAUUCUUUUGUGUUAAUAUAGAUAGAAGGGACUGACACAUUCUGCCUCUCACUGUAACUGUUUUGAAAUAUGUUGGGGUUUUAUUUAUUUUUUUUUUUAGAUAUUGCACUUUGAAUUCACAUGCACACACACACCCACACAGACAAAAACAAAAAAAAGCCGUUUUCAGGCCUCCGUUCGUCUAAAACAGUAGACUAAGGUGUGGAUGCAGCACAGCAGGUCCCUUGUUUAUGUCUGUGAAGCUGAAGGAAGCGGCGUCGGAGGCGGUGAAUUCAUCAGGAAAUCAACUACUUUUUAUACACACAGUUUUUGUGGCAUCAUUGCUGGUGAUCCUGUUUUUACAUUCUUCUGUCGUAUUUUUGUCGGGUUUUUUUUUUUUCAGUUACAGUGAUCCUGAAAGCAAAGCACUGCCUAAAUUGAGCACAAAACUCACAAAGCACAUUGUCCAGAUACAGCAGACACCUGCACUGUAAUUUAAAUGUCCAUGUGCCAAGACAAAGGAAAAAAAAAAAAAGUUGAUCCUGUUGCAUUUUCAGCACACGAGAAAAGGGAAACGUUCACUCCGAUUCUGGCCACAUUCCACAUUUUGUAAUCCAACAGAUGUAAAUAACUUGGAACAAUAAUAAAAAACAGUUGUCUGUUU